AACUAGGCCCCGCCCCGCCUCCUCGCGUCACCGGAAGUGAGGCCGCGGAAGUAGUAAAACCCGCUCUGUGGGAGGCGGGCGCGCCUUGGAGGUGGCUGGCUGCUGGAAUGGCAGAUGAAGAAGAAGACCCCACCUUUGAGGAAGAAAAUGAAGAAAUUGGAGGAGGUGCAGAAGGUGGACAGGGUAAAAGAAAGAGACUUUUUUCUAAAGAAUUACGGUGUAUGAUGUAUGGGUUUGGGGAUGACCAGAAUCCUUAUACUGAGUCAGUAGAUAUUCUUGAAGACCUUGUCAUAGAGUUCAUCACUGAAAUGACUCACAAGGCAAUGUCAAUUGGAAGACAAGGUCGGGUACAAGUUGAAGAUAUCGUCUUCUUGAUUCGAAAGGACCCAAGAAAGUUUGCUAGGGUUAAAGACUUGCUUACUAUGAAUGAAGAAUUGAAACGAGCUAGAAAAGCAUUUGAUGAAGCACUAUGGAUCUUGACACCUUUUGUACUUUCUGAAGCUUCAUUAUUUUCUGGGGAAACCAUAUUUAAUAACUAUAUUUUCCACAGUAAGGUUCUGAUAUCUAGCCAUGUCAAUGAAAGAUAGAGAACCACAAAGUUUUCAGUCUUUAUUUUCAUGUCUUCAAUUUUAGAGUGUUAUUUGAGCCUUUAAUUGCCUGCCAUCAUAUUACCAUACUUUGAAUUACUUACUGGAUUUUAAUGACCACAUGUACGUCAAAGUACCUUGCAAACCAUUCAGUUCCUUCUGAUUUUUUGCCAUUGUAGGCUGUACUGUGGCUGUUUAAUAUGUGAAAUCUAAAUGGUACCUUUGAUAGCUAAGACAUGUGUUUCAUGUUUCUAAAGUUUUUAGAUUACAGUAGUCUAAGUUAUUAAAAGAUAGUGAACUGGUUUGUGUUUCUUUUAAGGAGAAAAAGAUAGAAAAUACAGCCUUUUUAAAGAGUGUUUAUUUGUCUUAAGAUAAUUUGUUUUAAUACUCUUCUUUAGAUAAUGAGUGAUUUUUUUGAUUUUAAUUUUUUUAUUUUUUGAGAAACUAAAAGUUUCCUAUGAAUGCUUCUGUGUUGGAAGACCUAUUUGAUUUAAAAUCUUUGGGGCUUAUACUGUUUGUCAGGUUUUAAGAGAACUCAUUUCCCCAGGUCAAAUUAAAGCUUCUAAAUAUAAGUGUUUUCAGUAGCAGGAAUGGCAUUGCUGAAAAAGCUGAUGGUAGGAUAAGCAUUUGGGGCAGUGUUUUAUUAACAUAUUUGUUAGUACUUGUUCAUUGUGGAAACGUGUACUUGACUAAGACCAUGUGUGGCUAUGGAAACCACUUUUGUAGUUCAGCAUAUACAGGUUUUGUGUGUAUUUAGCUUACUGUAUUAUUCUUGCACUUAGCAUAAAGUAAGGAUUUAAAAUUGCAUUUAAGGGGAUCAUUGGAUAUUACUGUUUGUGAAACUGAAUGUUUUGUGUGCCGCUUAUAAACAUUAUCUAUGAAUCAGUACUUAGGAAAAUUUUACUUAACCUAUCAAUAUAAGGAAUAAAGUAUGAAAAAUUAAAAA
This is a messenger RNA of Balaenoptera ricei (Rice's whale), 1533 nucleotides long. It is a transcript of the gene TAF13, whose product is annotated as TATA-box binding protein associated factor 13. Gene Ontology annotation, cellular component: transcription factor TFIID complex. Gene Ontology annotation, biological process: transcription by RNA polymerase II. Lineage: Eukaryota; Metazoa; Chordata; Mammalia; Artiodactyla; Balaenopteridae. Gene Ontology annotation, molecular function: protein heterodimerization activity. The record is from RefSeq and is a predicted model, not a curated record.